Messenger RNA from Durio zibethinus, 3507 nucleotides. RefSeq names its product chlorophyll a-b binding protein, chloroplastic. The record is from RefSeq and is a predicted model, not a curated record. Lineage: Eukaryota; Viridiplantae; Streptophyta; Magnoliopsida; Malvales; Malvaceae. Gene Ontology annotation, cellular component: membrane. Gene Ontology annotation, biological process: photosynthesis, light harvesting.
ACCUUCUUCAUAAAAAAAAUUAUAGCUGCCAGAAUUUUCUUAUCCUUGUGGCCCAUGUUUUGCCGGAUCAAUUAGGUUGUUCUUUUUUCUGUUCUGAUAUGGGCCUUUAGGUCAUUUUAUUUGGAUCCUCUGAAGUAAGUAGAUGGACUGAUAAAAGCCAGAUGGCCUAGCCCAACAUUACUAAAACCUCUGGUUGGUCAUUUCAUGAAAAUACUAUGGGGUUGGGUUCAUGAAGUUGGGCCAUAGCCUAUAAUAUGCAGACUAUUUGUCAUUUAAAUCCAAUAAUAUUUGCAUGCUUCCAUUUUUUGACAGAAGAUUUGCAAUGUGAACCACCAACUUAAGAUUUAAUCUGAAUAAGCAGAAGAAGUGGAGGUAAAAGGGCUUGAUAACAGAUUCUGCUUGACAGAUGGCAAACCAGUAGCCAACACAUCUAAUCUCCUAUCCUUUAAGAUAAGCCCCUGUAUACAUAAACAGAUUUCAAUAUCCUUGCUGCCACACCCCCAACUCAUUGAAGGGAAAAUUUUGACCCAAAAUGACGUCUGUUUGUGCUUCUUCUGCUAUUGCAGCUGCUGCCAUCUCAUCCCUUAGUUCACAGAAAACUGGAUCAGUGGUGGGGACAACAAACGCUUCUUUCCUUAGUGGGAAGAAACUAAGAUCAGUGAGAAAGUACACAGCACCAACCGGAGCACGAACAGUUGCGGUGUGUGCAGCAGCAGACCCCGGCAGACCUCUUUGGUUCCCAGGCAGCACUCCUCCUCCAUGGCUUGAUGGCAGCCUCCCUGGAGACUUUGGUUUUGAUCCUCUAGGUCUUGGAUCUGACCCUGAGACCUUGAGAUGGAACGUGCAAUCAGAGAUUGUGCACUGCAGAUGGGCAAUGUUGGGAGCUGCUGGUAUUUUCAUCCCAGAGUUCCUAACAAAGAUUGGUAUUUUAAACACUCCUUCAUGGUAUUCAGCUGGAACAGAGGAAUACUUCACUGACACCACAACCCUCUUCAUAGUUGAGCUUAUUUUCAUCGGCUGGGCAGAAGGGAGAAGAUGGGCUGACAUUCUCAAGCCAGGCUGUGUAAACACCGACCCCAUCUUCCCUAAUAACAAGCUUACCGGGACUGACGUUGGGUACCCUGGUGGUCUAUGGUUUGACCCUCUUGGCUGGGGAACCGGUUCUCCUGAGAAGAUCAAGGAGUUGAGGACUAAAGAGAUCAAGAAUGGUAGAUUGGCUAUGUUGGCUGUGAUGGGUGCAUGGUUCCAACACAUCUACACUGGCACUGGACCUAUUGACAACCUAUUCGCCCACCUUGCCGAUCCUGGUCAUGCUAACAUUUUUGCUGCUUUCACCCCCAAGUGAGACACAACAAAGGAGAAAGAAAAUGUUGGAGAAACAUUGAUGAUCAUACCUUUGCCUAAUUAGCGAGGAGAUAGAAAGAUGUGUGCUUUUAUGGGGAGAUGUUUGUUAUCAGUAGAGAUUGUAAUGCCUUUGUAUGUUCUAUAGAUGCUCCAGUGAUGUACAAAUACCUCUGUGGAAUUAGAUGCAAUGAAUAUUUAUUGAGGUUAACCAACAUUAAUUGGCUACUUAGUCCGAGCUUUUUCUGUGAAAGGAAUGAAAUCUUGAAAACUGGUAAUCAGAACUCAAAAGCCUGAAAAUGUCGCAAAAUCCAUAGAUCAGGGCCCAAAAGAUCAAUCUAGUCAUUUGCAAUUACCACUGUUAACACUUCAAAUAAUCCUCAUUGAUGAAGCACCUACUCGAUCUAACUGCUUCAACUUUCAAACACCUGAUACUCUCCUCGGAACCUCAUUACAGGAAAACAGUCGUAAAGAGUUGCAAUGUUAAUUGCAUUCCAUAUCGUCACCUGCCGACAUGAUCCUAGGAGUGUUUCUUUCUUUUUUUCUUUUUUUUUUUUUGGGUAUAUGCCUGUGAUAUUGGGUUGUAAAAUGAGAGAUAAAUCUCUGCCAUCCCAUAAAUUCCACAAGACCCAUCUCAAGAUUUGAAUUCAUGAACUAGUAGAGUUUCAUAAUUGGUCAGAUUGGUCUCCUGCAAAAUGGAAAUUUGGUUCUCCAUUCUUCAGGUACAACGUAUCUGGGUACAUUUUUGAACUACAUGUUUUUAGAUGACCUCCAAAAAGGGAAUGGUGAAUGAUAUUGAAUAUGUAGCAGCAGCCAUAUGUCGAGUGUCGUCAUCGUUGACUUACUCAAUUGCCUUUCAGAAAUCUGGUUGAACAAAAAUGGAAAUUUUUUUUUUUUUAAAAGUGCUCAUUGUUACUUGACGCUUUUGUGUGGAGAAUGAGCUGAGAUUAUAAGUUACAACCUGCCUAAAAUCUUGAAUAUAUUGUUUUAUACGAUAAUCAAUUACUGCUGACGACUUCAUGUCUUCAAAGAUAUGGAAAACAUCAAUUUCUAGAAGAAGGCAGCCUCUUAGUCAUGUAAAAGAAAUAGAACAAGGGGGCUCAACGUGCCGUCAGGAGUGCAAUAAGCAUGUGGUAGAUUUAUCCUGAGAAAUUAUGCAUGCAUGUGCAUAUUCGUUGGCAAUCCUGACCGGCUGAGUCUGACCCAGUCGCCCAAAACUAUGGAAGAAACUUCUUUCAUUCAUGAUUCACCUUCCAACGCACUUGAAAUCUGGCUUGACAAGGUCAAACACAAGUGCACCUUUUGACGUACCAACAGUCUGUCUUUUUUUCUUUAAAUACAACAAAAACGAGAAAACCAGCUUUUUUUUAUUUUAACAAAAGAAGCGGUAGUUUUAGGAAUAAAAAAAAUUAGAUUUAACUACCAAAAGAAGCGGUGUGUAUUAAGGAUUGGCUUGUGCCAAUGACAAAAGAUUUUUUUUUUUUUUUUGCAUUUCCAUUAUUCUAUUAUCUAAACCAUGCACCAACUUGAAUAUAUAACAGAAAAAAAAUAGUUCAAUUUGAGAUAGCAACACUUACGGUACAAGCAUCAAAAUUCAUAAGCAUUGUAUUUUUUUUUUUAAUUUUUGCCAGAGCAUAUAAAAAUUAAACUUUAAAUAACUUGGUCUCCGAACUUAGGAUUCAUCUCAAUUUAAUUAUUUAUAUAAUCAUUCAUAGUAUAAAAAAUAAAAAAAUUUAAAUAACUUGGUCUCUUAACUCAAGAUUUAACUCAACGAGUAUCACAUGCAAUCUCCUUUUUAUAUACGUUUUACAUCUUACAACCUCUUUGUACAAAAGUAUCCGAUUUUCGGGUAACAAUAGAUUAAAUUUCAACUGUUUCCUUCGCUUCAAUUACAUAAACAAACACAUCAUCAAGUUCAGUCUUCUUAUUACAUCAUCAAUAUUCACAAAAUUUAAAAAAAAAAAAAAACUUUCAAAUAUUUUUAAGAUUUUUUUAAGAGACCGAUUUUAUAUAUUCACGUAAUUCCUGCCCAGGAAUGUAAAUCUUUACGACAAUUCUCCAAAUUCUUAGUAAACAUAAGCCAACAACGAUAGGAAAAAAAAUUAUAAUUUCCCAUAAUUGACAAUCAACAAAAAAAAAGAUGAGACUAUAGAUAUUUACCUUUUA